UUGUCCUCCGACUUGUUACCUAGUGAUAACAUAAUCCUAAAGAACUGAUGUGUUCUAUAGAUAAUAUCUAUAGCCAAGAAGCCACCGAGCCAGCACAAUGUCCAGCGAGGAAGGAGUGCCUGUGGAUCUCUACAUCUAUGACCUCACCAACGGGCUAGCAUCGGUCUUGUCUCCCGCUAUACUUGGACGGCAGGUGGAGGGCGUGUGGCACACGUCGGUGGUGGUGUUCGAGCGGGAGUACUUCUACGGCGGCGCGGGGGUCACCAGCUGCGCGCCGGGCGGCACGCAGCUGGGCGCGCCGCACCAGGUGCUGCGGCUGGGCACCACGUUCGUGCCCUUCCCCGUCUUCAACGAGUACAUCCAGGGGCUCGCCACCACCACCUACACCGCGGGCGCGUACCGGCUGCUGGAGCACAACUGCAACCACUUCAGCGACGAGGUGGGCCAGUUCGCGUGCGGCGCGCGCGUGCCCGAGCACAUCCGCCGCCAGCCCGAGCGCGACCUGCCCGCGCCGCUGCGCGCCGCGCUGGGCGCCGCGCUCUCCGCGCUCGUGCCCGACGGCGACCAGGUUUACGCUAAUGGCGUGCGUCACAGUCGGCGGGACAGCCCCGACUACCUCACACUCAAUAACCAGAUAGAAGAAGCCAGAGUGGCGUCCCAGGAGCUGGAGGCGCGCCGCAGCACGCUGGCGGAGAAGCUCGCGCGCAAGCAGAGGCGCCGCGAGAAGAAGAGGAAGAAGCAGCGCCUCGCCGACGGGGACGGCGACGACGACGACGACCCCAUGGCGGAGGCAGUGGAGGCGGUGGCGGCGGAGCGCGCGGGGCCGAGCUCGCGCGACCUGGAGGCCGAGGCCGACGAGCGCCAGCUCGAGGAGCAGCGCCGCCGCGAGCGGGACCCGCCCAUCGUCUUCCGGGACAUCGACGGCGCACAGGAGUUCGAAGCGUUCAGCAAGGCGUUGGAGGGCGUCGAGCUAUCGGCGGAUGAGAAGCAGAGCCUCGACGAGCUGCAACAGUACCUCGUGCAGGGCGAGGGCAGCUGGGUGCUCGGCGACGAAUUCCUCACUUUUAUCGGGGGAGUGUUUGGGAGAGAGAGGGGGAGUGCCCGCGUGUGCGCGCUGCGCUGCCUGGCGGCAGCGGCGCUGCGCGACGACGUGUCGCUGCUGCUGCACCAGGACCGCCGCACGCACGCGCUGCUGGCCUUCGCGCACCGCGUCGACGGACUGCCCCCGCCCGAGCAGCUCGCGCUCGCCAUAUUCAUGUGCAACCUGUUUGAGAACACGUCGUCGUCGGAGUGGCUGCUGUAUAUCAGCGAGUGGCAGAGCGAGGGACAAACGCUGUCCAAUAUUCGUGUCACCACUAAAGUGUGCGUGCACUGCGUGCUCAGCGAGGCGCCGGCGCUGCGCGACGCGGGCACGGCGCUGCUCUACAACAUCGCCACCAAGGAGCGGCUGGGGCUGGGCGCCGCGCUGCGGAAGCAGUUGCCGGCGAAGGCGCGCUGCAAGGUGUUCGACGAGGUGUGCGUGGAGCUGUGCAUGGCGGCGCUGCAGCUGGCCGCGUGGGCGCCGCCCGAGGAGGCGCUGUGGCGCGCGCUGGCGGCGCUGGCGCGGCUGGCGGCGCACUCGCACGACGUGCCGCAGCUGGUGGCGCUCGUGGGGCCCGACCCCGCCGCCUUCCGAGGGACGAGCCCGCGCAUCGACGAGCAGAUCGACCUCAUCAUGAAGAAAGUGGCGAGCGCCAGCGGCUAGCGCCCGCCCGCUUGGGGUACCUUAUGUCUAUUUAUGUCGAUAAGGAAUUCGUUGAAACUUUCUAUUAAUUAUAUUGCUUUCGAGUAAGUUACUUCUGUUAUGGGUUUUGGUUUUAAUUAUAGUUUAUUAUCGACUGUCUAAUUAAUAAUUUUAAUGGAUCGACUUGCAAUUUUGAGCGUCUAGUAUAACUAGUUUUUGAUAAAAUUGCUACAGUCUCGUCGCCCAGUUUAGCUUUUAAUUCGUUUUUAAAGCAUUUCCGCGGAUAUACAAAAUUAAUCAACAGCAUCACUCCCUUGGCGAUUAAAUCCAAUCGCUGACAAUUAAAUAUGGAAGUCUCAUAGUAAAUACGUACCUGACCUUAUAAAGUUAUGAUAUUAAAAUGUUUUAUAUAAAUAAAUUUUGUAACGGGGGUCGUCGUCGCGACUGCAUUUACACGUGAUACGGUUUACAAGAUGUUGUACAAGUUAUUGGUUGUAAUUUAAUUGAACUUAUUAAAGCUAUCGUUUAAAAUCGCAAA
Melitaea cinxia (Glanville fritillary) is the source of this 2261-nucleotide messenger RNA. RefSeq lists its product as uncharacterized. Gene Ontology annotation, biological process: protein modification by small protein removal. Bases 98 to 1744 code for a protein of 548 amino acids. The record is from RefSeq and is a predicted model, not a curated record. NCBI's taxonomy places the organism in Eukaryota, Metazoa, Arthropoda, Insecta, Lepidoptera, Nymphalidae. The transcript has 15 exons. Gene Ontology annotation, molecular function: peptidase activity.